Molecule: messenger RNA, 4935 nt
Organism: Porites lobata
Lineage: Eukaryota; Metazoa; Cnidaria; Anthozoa; Scleractinia; Poritidae
Source: the annotation of a GenBank genome assembly
AUGGCUACAGGGAAUAAUGACGUCAAGACUGCUGAGUUAUGCCUUGAGAAAGGCGCUGAUGUCGACUGUCUUAAGUGUGGCUCGGUCACCGCCCUUCACAUGGCGGCAACGAAGGAAAAUCUUGAGGUAGCAGGCUUGCUUAUUUCAAGAGGUGCUGAUGUAAACAAGAAAGACGGGGACUCCAAAACACCUCUGCACAGGUUAAUUUAAUUUGCAUUUAAUAAUGCUUGUUCAGACUAAGCAAUACUGAGUACUUUAAGUGUUGAAUGGACGUUCCAUAGAAUUUUGCCCACAGUCUAGAAAAAUGCUAGACUAAAACAUAUUGGUAACGUUGUUGGUGACUUAAAUGUUUGUCAUGUAGUCGCAUGUGGAACAAAACGAACAAACGCAAAUUUCACCUCUAGGUCUCAAGAAAAUGAUUAUUUAAUCACUUAAGAACAUUCUUGUUUCCAGAUGCAUGUCGGUUCGCUCGUCAAUGUUCCUAGUUUUGCGGGACCUUAAAAGUAUCUCCAUGUUGUCUUCUUAAUUACCACUCUGGAAGUGAAAAAGAAGAAAAACAGCGUUUCUCAAAUUUUAAGCUACUGAAUCACUUACCUAACCGUUGCUUGUCGUUCCCAUGUAGGGCCGCUAUGUUUAACCAGUUAAACGUAAUUGAAUUUCUUGUGCAAAAGGAGGCAAAAAUUAAUGCUCGUGACAGUGAAGGACGUUCUCCGUUCUUGAAUGCUGUUGCUGCUGGGUACGUGGACUGCGCCCGAGUUCUUCUCAAACCUGGAGCUGAUUUGAGCGCAGCGGACUUGCAUAUGAAAAACUGUCUUCAUAUUGCGGUAGAGAACGAGCUCUUAGAGAUGCUAUCAAUGCUUUUGGAAAGUCGUGCGGGGGUACGCUGUUUAAACAGAAGAGAUUUGAAGGAUAGAGUCCCUCUGCAUUACGCGGCGAAGACGAGAGACAUCAAGGUAACUUUGUAACGGAACUGUUAGAAAGUAAUUCAACAGCACUUUUUAUCAAAGGCAGAAAACUUGACAUGACGGCACCUUCACAUAGAAGUGACUAUAAUAAAGUCGAGCCUCUAUAAAGGGGCAUCUAUUUCCUCUCCAUUUACCUUAGUCCGGGCGGAGAAAAGUUUAAGUAAAUCACUUUAAACAGUAUCCCUAUAAAGCAGCCUCCUGUUCUUUUUUCGAGGUUAACCGCUUAAUAGAGAUAUCUCAAAUAGAGGUUCGCCGUACUUUGUUAAAGGCAGAACGCGAUAUUCGUUCAAAAGAAUUCUUUUCCCGGCUCACUGGUUAGUUAAGUCACAGCUAUCUCCCAAAUGUACACCUUCUCGACAUCAGGGUAGGUAGUCAUUUGCAACUGGUGGUGGCUGACGGGAAUGCCAUGUAUGUGAUAGGGAGCCUACAUCAAUUAUUUUCUAAGACGGACAUUGUUAGGAAUGAAUAACGGCAUGGAUCAUCUUUACAGCUUCAAGGUGUCCACUGAGGAAGAGUUAAUGUAUUUUAAAACAGUCAAACUUACUCUCUUUCAAGUGGCCUCCCUUGAAGAAGGAACAAGUGUCCUCUUUAUUAGGUGUUUUGUGUUAAGUGAUGUACUGACAAGUUUGUCCGCCGAUACUCUCGGAACUUACCGAUAGAUGGCAGCUUGACCCUUUAAGCCCUAGUAUCAACAUGCGUAAUCUCUGCACUUCUUUUUAUACAUUCUUAUGGUACUGCUCGAGAAAAUUUGUUCAAACAUCAAGAUAUUUUAUCUGUUGUGAUUAUUUCGUUCAUUCUCGUGACCUGUAGUGUUGUUGUUGGGAGAAAUUGGAAGCUGGUCACUAUUGGAGCUUGAAGAAUUAAUGAGAGGCCUUUUAAUAGAGAUUCGGCUGUAGUGUAGAGAUCAAUAAAUGACACUGACCCUGUUGUUUGUAGAUUUUAGAGCUCGUCUUAUCCAAGCAGAAGAACGUGCGCUUCAACGAUGAGAGUAACAAGACACCACUUCACCUUGCAGCAGAAAAGGCCUCACCCAAACACGUUGAAGCUCUAGCAAAGCGCAUGUCUGAAAUAAAUGCGCGAGACGAUCUUGGCCGAACACCAUUGCACAGGGCUGCAAGGAAAGGGCAGAGGCAAGAGAUAUAUUCUAGAAUAUUCUGUUUCUUUUCUUCACAGGUAUCGCUGUUUUUCCAUUAUUGGUGAAAGCGAUCUUUGCUACUUCUUGGCAAAAGCCACCGAUUUGUAACAGACCUACAAUCCAUCUUUCCUGACCCCACAAUCGGCUGUGUAAGACAAAACUACUUCAACUAAACACUCACAAAGCGCUUUUAUGCUUGUACACAAUAUUCGUAUGACACGAGCGCACGACAUACCAGAAAUUUGUCUGUCAACAUGCAACUUCAGGAAAUCAUACAAUUAACCACGUUCGCGGCACUGAUAAAACUAUCCACAACCAACCAAGCACAAUGUUUCCACACUAAAUACGGGCGAAAUAUCAUCAAACUACUCUCUCUCGAUAACUCUCGCUUUCUCCACAUGAAUCAUUACAUUUAAAAGGUGUUUCGAUACAGUUUUUCAGAAGCCAUACCGAUAUUUUUCAAUCGCCUUUAAAAGUGUUUUUUUCCUUGUCUGAUCGCUAUAAAAUUUUCACCAGUAAUUGGCUAUGGAUCGAAAUUUGUGGAAAUGUAGUUUUAAGUUAAAAUCGAUAUUACUAUGACAACAAUAAACAAAAAAGUUUGAAAUUGAUUAAAGCCGAAUUUUGUGUGAUCUAGACCAGCUACUGAAAAUCCAACACUAGGAACUUAAAGUUUGGUGUUUAGCAAACAAUCUUCGAAAGAAGUAAAAUUCGACUAAAACGAAAAUAUAUUUCAAACCUUAAAUUUUCAAUAGCCGUGAUAGACUUUUUUAAAAAAAAACGUUAUAAAUGACUCAAAUUAUUCUUAAGUGGCGUCAGAAUGCUGUUUAAUAUCAUAUUUUGAUGCUAGGAAUUUUGGCGUAUUUUCGUUCGCGCGAUCUUAAAAACUAACCCGUUUUCUCACCAACUGUCUAAGUGUAGCUUCAUUCAAAAUUUGGACUUUUAGCGCUUUUUUGUAUAUCUCUAAAACGACUUGAACGAAUUUUUUUUAAAUCUCUUCACAUAAUCUCCAUAAUGUAUAUAAUAAUGUCUGAAACUUUCAUUAAGAUUGAUUCACUAUAACACCUUGAAAUUUCAAGACAAAACUAUCCUACGAACCGGUCAAAAAUCUGCGCUACAGCAGUCACUGUUUUGACGUUAUGAUAAUUUUUCCAAAUUUAUGCGGACAAUACAUAUAUCCAUGACUAAUACAUUUCAGGGUGAGUAUUGUCAAUGUUUUACAUUCAAAAGAUGCGAUAAAUUCAAACUAAAAUGUACUAGUCAUGGAGAUAUGUAUAGCGCACAUUAUUUUGGAAAAAUUAGCUGAACGUCAAAACAGUGAAUGUUGUAACGCAGAUUUUUGACCGGUUCGUAGGAUACGUUUGUCUUGAAAUUUCAUGGUGUUGCAGUGAAUCGAUCUUAAUGAAAGUUUCAGACAUUUUUAUAUACAUUAUGAAGAUUACGAAUUCAAACAUACAGAAUUUUUGCUAAACACGAAACUUUAGGUUCCUAGAGUUGAAUUUUCAGCAGCAGGUCUAGAUCGCGCAAAAUUAGGCAUUUAUCAAGUUCAAAGUUUUUUGUUUAUUGUUGUCAUAGUAAUAUCGAUUCUACUAAAACCUACAUUUUGACAAAUUUCAAUCUAUAGUCAAUCGUUGGUGAAAGUGUUAUAGCGAUUAGACAAGGAUAAAAACACUUUUAAAGGCGAUUGAAAAAUAUCGUAUGGCCUCUGAAAAACUAUAUCGAAACACUGCCGACACAGGCGAUUUAUUCAAGAUCCCGGAUGUAGAACAGCCGUUUUGAAAGGGAUACAUAGAGGCCGGCCUUCAAAACAAUUUUUAACUACGUCUCUGGCAUGGUCAGAAAUCACCUUCAAUUUUGCUCGCGCCGAAUAGAUUUGACUCCUACAAACUACUUUUUGAGGCCAGAGACUCGUCACCGCCAAAUCAAAGCUCGCAAUAUGCUGCCUUUCCGUCUCAAGCCCGAGAUCGUUGUUUCACCCGUUUAGCCAAAAUGAGACGAAAUGUGGUAACGUGUUGGACGACGGUAGACUUUGCCAAUCGUGAGAGUUGUUUCUUCAUAAGGCUUAAUGAUGCUUUCCGGAAAACUUUGUUGCAGGCGGCCCAAAAAGAAAUCUAGAAAAUUAACCGACGACAGAAAACACUUUCUACCGCAAGCGCUGAUUGCAAAUGUCAGAGUGUUUUAUGACAAGUAGAGAAUUAUGGGAAAUGGUAGGUAGGGGAGAGGUGGGGGAGGGGUAGGGAAGAGGUAAAAGGCAUAUUUGACUCAUGUUUUUUGAUCUACUGCAGCUUGUUAGGGGAUUUUUGUAGUGAAAAUAUCAUUUUAAAAAAAAUGUCAAGUACUGAAGAAGCCUCAAAUGAGAAUGUUGCUAAAAAGUCCUGAAGGUACCUUUUUACAAUUCCAGACAAAUAAAAUCGACUGCGACUGCCGAAUAGGCAAGUGUUAUGUUUUGACUGCCCCCUGAAAUACCACGUAACAUUGCUUUUAUUCCAUCAAUCCUAAAGCGCUUGAAAAGAUGGCGGGUAUCGGGAAUAAGGUCUAUUCCGUGAGUCGAUUGCAGUUCCAUCCGUUACUUAAUUUUAUUUACCAUUUGCAUAUCCCCCAUUAUACACUUUGCUUACCCCCCGCCAAAAAAAAAAUGCAUGAACGUAUUGCGGUCGUCCCAAUUGAAGACAAUGCUUAUUCAAUAUGCAUUUUUUAAGCGGUGGGGGGGAGGGGACAAGGUGUGUUAUGGGAGAUUGCAAAUGGCGAAUAAGAGAAUCCAAUGCAUUUUUAACAGUGAAGGUAAGUAUCGCAUAUUGUUUUAACAAGCUACCUGCAUUGCUUUCCUUUGCAAUAGGA